AUGAGCCAAAAGAGCUUUAGUGGAGAUCAAAAAGAUAAGGCAACAGUAGUUGCAAUAGAUAAAGAUAAAGGAAGCCAAUAUGCAUUAAAAUGGGCAGUUGAUACUUUGAUUGGCAAAGGCAAAAAUGUUACUCUUCUUCAUGUUAAAGUCAGACCUUCUAAUUCCCUUCCUAAUGCAGAUGUGAGUGAUGGAACCCCCAGAGUAUGUAGAAGUGAUCCUGAUAGUCAAGCAAAGGAGUUUUUCUUACCUUUCCGAUGCUUCUGCAACCGUAAGAAUAUUCAAGUCAGUGAAGUUGUAAUCGAAGGCAUAGACAUAGCGACCUCCAUAAGUGACUAUGUUACAGCCAAUGUCAUAGAGAACCUGGUGGUGGGCGCUGCAUCAAGGAACGGUUUUGUUAGCAGAUUCAAGAUGAUGGAUGUCCCAAGCGCGGUGUCCAAAAUCAUACCUGGCUUUUGCACAGUUUAUGUGAUUGCCAAAGGCAAAGUUCAAUCGGUAAAGAAUGCAUCUUCUCCAGUUCCCAGUUCACCCGUGCUGCAGAAUCAGUCCACCUCCUCUCUAGGUGCUAAGCUUGGCUUAGUCGAUACACGUUAUGGACAAAGCAACGACACAAAAGGAAGUGUGACUGAUAAUAGGUCACCGUACGCAUCACGAAGCUCAACUGAAGAUGUAGAUUGCAUCAAGUCCCCAUUCAACCGAGGUAAAGGGAUAAACAGAUCAUAUGGAGACCUCUCAGUGGCAGAAUCUGAUUUAUCAUUUGUGAGCUCUGGUCGUCCAAGUUCUACAUUUCCGAUCUCUAUGGACGGUCACGAUUUGGGUCUUCCCCCUCGGCUUUCAAACAGCUCAGACACAGAUAUUAAAUUUUCUGCUCCGCGACUUUCAAACAGCUCAGAAACAGAGAGCAGAUUAAGCUUUGGAUCAUCAUACUCAGCAACCAGGUUAUCUGAAGCUAAUGCCUUCUCAUCAAAUUCUUUUGAUAGUGGCAAUGGAUCAUUGUCUUCACCCAGCAACCUGGAAGACAUCGAAGCAGAGAUGAGAAGACUCAAACAGGAACUCAAGCAGACCAUGGACAUGUACAGUUCAGCAUGCAAGGAAGCGCUUUCAGCAAAACAUAAGGCAAUGGAACUUCACCGCUGGAAAGUAGAAGAAGAACAAAAAUUAGAAGAGGCACGACUAGCAGAGGAAGCAGCACUGGCCGUUGCAGAGAAAGAAAAAGCGAAGUGCAGGGCAGCCCUUGAAGCAGCGGAAGAAGCACAGAGGAUCGCCGAACGGGAGGCACAGAGAAGAAUCAGUGCAGAAAGGAAGGCACUCAAAGAAGCUGAAGAGAAGAAGAAGGUACUGGAUGCCCUUGCACAGAGUGAUUGCCGGUAUCGUAAGUAUACAAUAGAGGAGAUUGAAACAGCAACAGAUAACUUUGCAGCAACUCGUAAAAUUGGAGAAGGUGGAUACGGGCCAGUAUACAAGUGUUUCUUGGAUCACACGCAGGUAGCGAUUAAGGUUCUCCGUCCAGAUGCUGCUCAGGGAAGGUCACAAUUUCAGCAAGAGGUUGAAGUUCUAAGCAGCAUAAGGCAUCCAAACAUGGUUCUUCUACUUGGAGCCUGCCCUGAAUUUGGCUGCCUAGUGUAUGAGUACAUGGCCAAUGGGAGCUUAGAUGAUCGCCUCUUCCGAAGAGGAAAAACUCAAGUUCUUCCUUGGCAACUAAGAUUCCGCAUAGCUGCAGAGGUCGGUACAAGCCUCCUUUUCCUUCACCAGACCAAGCCAGAACCUCUAGUGCACCGGGAUCUGAAACCUGGCAACAUUUUGCUUGACCGCAAUUACGUAAGUAAGAUCAGUGAUGUUGGUUUAGCCAGGCUCGUCCCCCCUUCUGUAGCUGACUCGGUGACACAGUACCGAAUGACAUCAACAGCGGGAACAUUUUGUUAUAUAGAUCCUGAAUAUCAGCAAACUGGGAUGUUGGGAACAAAAUCUGAUAUAUACUCAUUUGGAAUAAUGCUUCUCCAAAUAAUUACAGCCAGACCUCCAAUGGGUUUGACCCACCAUGUUGAGAGGGCAAUUGAAAAAGGAACUUUUGCUGAUAUGCUUGAUCCAGCAGUUCCUGACUGGCCUGUGGAAGAGGCUCUAACAUUUGCCAAGUUAGCACUCAAGUGUGCAGAACUCAGGCGUAAAGAUCGACCAGAUCUUGGCACUGUAAUUUUGCCUGAACUUAACAGGUUACGUGUACUUGCUGAAGAAGCAAUGCAACCAAUGCAUUUUGGAAGCAGCCCAAGAAGCCCAUCUAGUGAAAGUCGAUCUAACUCUCAAGUAAUUUCAGGAUCUGAUAGCAAUAAAAGCCGCUCAAGCAACCCCUUUUCAUCAAGCACAAGAUCAAGUGGAGAAUAAGAAUAUACAUA
Messenger RNA from Solanum dulcamara, 2387 nucleotides. RefSeq names its product U-box domain-containing protein 35-like. Gene Ontology annotation, molecular function: protein kinase activity; ATP binding. Lineage: Eukaryota; Viridiplantae; Streptophyta; Magnoliopsida; Solanales; Solanaceae. The coding region runs from base 1 to 2376 and encodes 791 amino acids. The transcript has 10 exons. The record is from RefSeq and is a predicted model, not a curated record. Gene Ontology annotation, biological process: protein phosphorylation.